CUGUUCAAUUAGCUCCAGCAUUUGCCACAUUCCUUUCAGCAAGUCCGAAACAAGUCGUUUCGUGCCGCUAGCAUCCUAUUUCCAGAAUUUCUCUUCCAAACGCGGUUCCAAAACGCGUCAGCUUCAUGAAAUCUGCAUUUUUGCAUCUUUUCGCCGGCUUCAAAUUCACCUUCAACCAUAGUAGGUGAUCUGAAAAAUGUACGAAAAACAGGUGCCACCUCCGGCUGGUCGUUCUCGAGCUGAACGGCAAUCGCCGGACGUGCUGCAGCCGCAACAUCACCAUCACCACCAUCAUCACCAUCAUCAUCAUCAUCAAUUUCCUCUCAUUGCUGCCACUUCUUUGUUUCCAGCUUCUUCCAUAAGAGACAUACUUUCACUUAUCUUCAUUCUUUUGUCGUUGCCCCAGCUGGUUCUGUUGUGCCUUCUUACUGUGUACAUCACGUUGGGCACGAACUUCAUGGGGGGCAAGUUUAUAGUCAACUUUCUUUUGCGGGAACAUGCUGAGCCUGUGCAAGUGAAUUAUCGAAGGCUCGGCUGGAACUUGAUCAAGAUUUUGGCUAUCAACCUGGCUGUCUUCUAUGGAUUGCUGAUGGUGGUACGAAAAAAGAGCUACUUCAACUACCUUGUGAUUUUGUCCAAGUCUAUCGUUUCCAGCGAUUUGAUAGGAUCUUCUUCCAUCAACUACAUCAAUACUAUUUCCAAUAAGCGCAUCACCACUAAGAUUCAGUAUGAUGACAACAAAAAGUUUUUCAACAACAAUAUCAUUAAUUCGUUUGUCUGUUUCGUCAUCAUCAACUACAUCCAUUAUCUCAUCAACUGGUUGAACUUGUCGUUCAAAUUCGUGUCUAUAUAUAGCACUAGCAUCGGCUACGUCAACAACUACACUUUCAAUCAUAUAUCUACCAAGCUCUACCUCAUCCUAUCGCUCCAUGUGAUAAACUCGACCCUCUUCAAGAAAUCGACCAUUCUCCAGAGCUCUAUUCCGAAUGUAACCGAGGAUAUCUCCAUCAAUUGCGACUCCAAUAAGCUUCUUGAAGUCGAUCUCAAGGACUCGAUCUCGAACAGCUCGCCCAUCGACAUUUACAACAAUACAGCUGUCGAAACAAACUCAGUAGCAAUCAAAAACUUUGAAAACUUCAUCAUAUCACCGUUUAACAGCAAACUUACCAUUCUAAAGAACAAACUCAGAACGAACGCUAAUCCCAACAUCUCGAAUAACAUCAACAAAGCCAUAUCCCAAAUAUCUUCCAAUAUUACCGAACCGACUGCAACAACUACUUCUACAACAACGACAUCAAGUUCUAGUUCUACUUCUACUUCUCUUACUACUACGACAGUUUCCCCCAAUGUCACCACAAUAGAGAACACCAUCAUUAUCCAGCCAUUCUGGUCGAUUCUUGCUGCCAGUAAGGCAAUCUUGAAAAACCCCAACUUAUUCAGUGGAAAUGCCACCACAAGAAAAAACAACGGUGGUGAGUUCAUUAACUUUGUGCGAAUGGCUGUAAUUCUCAACGAUGACUCCAAGAUAGUGUUGAAGCUUCUCGACAAUGUAGAAAAACGAAUUGAUCUCAAUAACUUGAAGGUCAGAUUAAACAACGUAGGCUGGUCUUACUUCAAGAUCAUCAGAGGUGAAAAUAUCGAUGAUGAAGGGAAGAGCAGUCUAUAUUUAGUCAUUUAUGCUUUGACUGCGUUGUUCCAGUACGAAAUAGACGUUAUUGUAGGCAACAGCAUCUUGAACCACUUCAUUGUUAAUACUACUCAAGAUGACGAUAAGGUUGUUCUCAGCACUUCUCUUUCUGAGACGUCGUCGUUGGCUACAUUGCAAAUCUCGUUGUUGUCAACUAUGAAGAACUUGAACAGCUUGCGACUCAAGUUCAGAAAGUUCAAAAAAGACGAAAAUAGAAAGUUGACGGAAUUUAAGAACAACAUCGACAACUUAAAGAAUAAAAUUUCCAAGUACAAUAGCAAGCAAUCCAGCGACAGCAGAGUUUUUGGGAAGUUGAAGGGCUUGAAGCACUCAGUGAUCCAGUUGGAAAAUGAGAUCCAACAAUUGCAAACAGACAUCGAGAACUUGACGAUCCAAGAGAAGACUGUCAAGAAAGAGUUCUCUGCAGAAGAAGCCCAACUCUUGGAACAGUACAAGGAUUUAGAGCAUGUAAUGGCUCAGUACGAAAACAGAUUGAAGGUGGAGAAGUUGAAGUUGAAGUCUGCAAAAUCAGAUAAGCUGGCCAUAGCUACGAAGCACCAGAAGUUGGUGAAUAAACAUCAAUCGAAACAAGAAGAAAUCAAGGCUCUACAGAAUGAGUUGAAGAAUAUAAAGAAGAACGAAAUCUUGAACAAGUUCUCGAGAAGAAUCAAGAAGACGAACGAAAAAUUCGAAACCAUUUUGCCUAAGGUUCUUCAAGAGAUUGAGGUCUUGCGUAGAGAGUGCAACAGUUUACUCAACAACUGAUGGUGUUGUUUGGUUGAUAUAUAUACAUUUAUAGGAUUAACACGAAUACGAUGCAUGAUAUG
Messenger RNA from Scheffersomyces stipitis CBS 6054, 2514 nucleotides. RefSeq names its product Emc9p (gene EMC9). The transcript has 3 exons. The coding region runs from base 197 to 2452 and encodes 751 amino acids. NCBI's taxonomy places the organism in Eukaryota, Fungi, Ascomycota, Pichiomycetes, Serinales, Debaryomycetaceae. The record is from RefSeq and is a predicted model, not a curated record.